AUGGGAGGUUUGGAUCUUUCAAAGAUGAUGACGAAUGAAUUAGAAUUUGCCAGAAUUGUUGAAGAAGAUUUAAAUUUUCGGAAUGAAUUGUAUGAAACCACUCUUCAACUCUCCCAGCAAGUGGAUUCUUUCAUGGGACUCUUUGAAACAUUUCUUGUAGAGAGGAAUUUAUGGUUGAAAAAGGAACAGGUAAGGAAUGCAUUGAGUGAGCAAUGCUGUAAAUCUGUUCAAACAGAGGCUAUAAGUGGGCCAUGGAACAAUGCAUUCAUAGAUAAGAAGGACAUGCCUCCAAAAGAGCCUCUCUUAACCAAAGGUGUUGUUGAGAAUCUCUUUAUAGAACAAAAGGAAACAGAAGGAGAUCUCUUCCUCGAUUCCUGCUUGCAACGCAUUAAACCAGCAUCAGAAAAAGCAUGGGGAAGUCCCUUCCAAUCAAAUUCUUGUGGACCUUAUGUUUCUCGAUAUGAAAAUUAG
Molecule: messenger RNA, 471 nt
Organism: Naegleria fowleri
Lineage: Eukaryota; Heterolobosea; Eutetramitea; Acrasida; Naegleriidae
Exons: 1
Coding region: 1-471 (156 amino acids)
Source: RefSeq, a predicted model, not a curated record